This is a messenger RNA of Rhodotorula toruloides NP11, 1491 nucleotides long. RefSeq lists its product as uncharacterized. Lineage: Eukaryota; Fungi; Basidiomycota; Microbotryomycetes; Sporidiobolales; Sporidiobolaceae. The transcript is spliced from 8 exons. Bases 1 to 1491 code for a protein of 496 amino acids. The record is from RefSeq and is a predicted model, not a curated record.
AUGCUCGCAAGCGCUGGUCGCUUCGCUACCAUCGCGGCCUUUCUCCUGCCUCUGGCCGCCACUGCCCCAACUCCCACCGCCGAUGCGACCGCCCCGUCGAAAGCGACGCCUUUGCACAUCCGCCCUACUCCCCGAAUCCUCCCUCUCUCCGCCUUGAGCCACAUCUUCGAUCACGACGCUCAAAUCAACGCAAGUUCGACAGCACAAGAAGGCGGAACCCUAGUCGCGCGAUCGAUGCUACACAGCGAGGCGUCGCUGGUCGAGCGAGACUUGUUUGGAGAUCACCCUGAAGACGAGGACACAACGCUGGAAAAGCGACGACUCCAAAUUCGCGCUUCCUGCCUCGACUCGACUGCGACUGAUGCGACGAUCUCGUCGCUCUUCUACUAUGGCGGACAAGGGACGACAGUCUUCCUCUGUCCCGGCGCUGUCAUCUCGACCACGAACGCUAUCUUCUUCACCGCUCCACAGCAGACCUUGACGACAUACGGCAAUCCGACGGGCAGCACCCGCGCGACUAUUCGCGUCACGGCCAACAAUCAGAGCUGCGCGGUCUACGGCGCAUGGCCUGGCGCGAACAACGUCGUCCUGCGAAACAUCCAGGUUGACGGCAACCGGCCUGGUCUCGGGCUUCUGCAGGGCGGGUUGGCGCUUCUCGAGUUCGGCGGCAACACCGUCGGCCAGGUCAUCACACAGAUUCGGGCUUUCGAACCUCGCGGGUGGUCUUGCCUGCACGCUGCCGAAGGCGACGGCAACCAAUGUAGCAGCAUGACGAUCAGCAACAACGCUAUCGGUCCUUCAGGACACGCCCCUUCGAGCGCCCAGCAGUUCCGCAAGCGAGACUCGACCGGCUCCUAUGGACCGUACAACUGGGCCGACGGCAUCUCUAUUGCUUGCAAGGCGAGCUCCGUCACGGGCAACACGGUCACCGAUGCGACGGACGGCGCGAUCGUCAUCUUUGGCGCUCUCGGCAGCAACAUCCAGGGCAACAUGGUUAUCUCGAACGACCGGCAGCUCAUGGGCGGCAUCAACCUCGUCGAUUUCAACCCGUACGGCGGCUCCUUCGCAGGCACUGUCGUCCAGUCAAACACGGUCAUCGCAAACGCCAACUUCAUCAAGGUCGGAGUCGCUGUUGGUGGCCUCGUCUGGGGCAGCGACAACCGGACGGCAUCGCGGACGUACGGCGGGACGAUCAAGAACAACGUCUUCCGCAGCGGCUCGACCGGUUACUUUGGCUAUGCAAUCGCUGCGAGCGGUCACAACAGCACGACCAUCAUCGGAAACUCGGCUCGACAGGCCAACUUUGGCGGCGUCGAGUCCUCCGCCUGCUUCACCUCGCUCUUCCCGCUUCCUCCUCGCCAAGCCUUCGUCGACAAUCCCUGGACGACCCCCGGCUCGACGCUCCAGGCGGGUUUCUACAAGAACCUCGCCUUUGGAUUCGCUAUCUGCCUUGCACCGGGUCGGAUCACCGUUCGAGGCAGUCCGUAUUAG